GUUCAAAAUUUAAACGGUUGUUUAUUGUUUAAAUAAUUUAAUAGUGUUACGGCAAGUUGUUUGUGACGCGCAAGUUAACUGAGUAAAUUAUUACAUACUAGUACGCUUGAACGUGAAAUGUUCCUUUUUACUUUAAUAGUCUAACAUUAAGACAAAUAACUGAUGGCUGCCCACGCAGAUUCAUUUUCUUUGUACCAAGUUAAAGAUAUUAUAUCUGAAUCUGAAGACAGCGAUAGUAAUAUCGUUGAAAAUAGUGAAGAUGAAUUUGAAGAGAGACCAAUACCAUAUAAUAAACAGGUUGACAUUUCAAUUAUGCGCAGAAAAAAGAAAGUACAAGUCAUAAGUAGUGAUGACGAAGAUGAGGAGGCAGUCAAAGAAAAUUCAGAACCAUUGCCGGCAGUGAUGUCUGUGCUAAGUUCUUCCAAAGAUCAUCUGGAAAGCAGUGACUGUGAAAAUCCUACCAAUCCAAAUUUUGUUAAUAUUAAAAAAAAACCUAAUUCAAAUACGCAAAAUUUCUUGCAUCAGGAUCUCCAAGACAGUGCUCCAAAGCAUCAUUCGACAAAUGUUGACUCUCAAACGCAAUCAAAAGUAACUAAAGGUUUUUGUCCUUCAUCUGCAGCAUUGAGUUCUAACAUAACAGGCAAGGGACUGGUUUCAGGUGACAGUUGUGUGAAGGAAUCUGUGGUUAGCAAGACCAAAACUUCGUUUGGUACCCAGCAGAGUUCUGAAGAUUGUGUAUCACCAUCCUUAAUUCAUGACGCUAGCAAUGCCAUACAGAUCUUGCCUAAAGUUCCUCAUAAUAGUGUAACAAGUACAGGUACAAAGAGUGGUGUUAAGAAUAAUGCUGCCACGCACAGUUCAAUAUUUCCCACAAAGACCACUUCAGUAAUUAACAGUGAUGAAAUUGUGAUUUCUGAUACAGAUGAUUGUUCUGCAAGUUCAACCAAAGAGCAUGAACUACAAGAGAAAAUGUCCACAUUAAUGAAGGAACGAGAUAAGAUGAAAACAGUUUUAAGAACAUCAAAUCUGGCUGCUCUUCCAGACAAUGGUGCCAGACUUCAGAUGCAAAUUGAACUGUAUGAAAAGGAAAUCAGGCAAAUGAGGCGUGAUUUGCAGAGCAUUAUAUUAAAUAAUGCUUCAUUACCUAAGGCUUGGAGUGGCUCAGCAUCAUCACAGUUGAAUAAACCUUUUCCUCAGGCUUCGUUUCCUCAACAGCCACGUGUUGUUCCACCAGGAACAAAGGCGCUGGAAGCACUAAGGGUUGAGAGGUCUCUUACUAAUGAUGCCCUGGAGCAGCUUCAUGGUUCCAUUAAGUCGUGUCCUUCUGAGGAGACACUGGCUGAUGACCCGAAUGGAUUGAAGACUGGCAUACAACUGAUGCCACACCAGAAAAGGGCUUUGGCAUGGCUUACGUGGCGUGAGACACAGAAUCCUCGUGGGGGUGUGUUGGCUGAUGAUAUGGGCUUGGGAAAAACUCUUACCAUGAUAUCUCUAGUUAUGAAAUCAAAACAAGAAAAGCCAGAUGUGGAGGAUUCUAGUGAUGACAGUGAUGUGGAACCAAAUAAAGAGAACUGGCUUUCGCGUAAAAAUAAGUUUGUAAAGGGAGGGACACUAGUUGUGUGCCCAGCUAGUUUGUUGAACCAGUGGGAAGAAGAAGUUCAUGCUAAAUGUAGGCGUGGGCUACUGGAAGUGGAAGUGUACCACGGUCAAAAUAGGCAAAGGCCAAGACAACUGGCAAAGAAAGAUAUCGUCAUAACAACCUAUAAUAUUGUGCGCACGGAGGCUGGGAUAUUGCCUAAAGAGAGGGGGAACACAAACACAUCCCACAAAAUUGCGACCAAGAAAGGGAAUCUCUUUCAAGUGAAAUGGGAACGUAUAAUCCUGGACGAAGCUCAUGUUGUUCGCAAUCACAAGAGCCAGACAUCCAUAGCUGUCUCUCUCUUGAGCGCUCGCAACCGUUGGGCGCUCACUGGAACUCCCAUCCACAACAAGGAACUUGACUUUUAUGCCCUCCUGAAGUUCCUUCGUUGCUCACCCUUUGAUGACUACCUUGUGUGGCGUAGGUGGGUCGACAAUAAGAAUGCAUCGGGUCUGCAGCGGCUGAACACGGUCGUGAACUCCAUCAUGCUCAGGCGGACUAAAGCCCAGCUACAAGAAAAGGGGUCAAUCAAAAACUUGCCAGAGAAACAUAAUCAGUUGAUACAUGUUCGUCUGGACGAUGAUGAGUUUGAAGUUUAUCAGAAGGUUCUGGUAUUUUCCAAGACUUUGUUUGCCCAGUUUUUACAUCAGAGGUCAGAAAGGGAGCAGACCAUGGAAAGUAGGUAUGGGCCAGUGUACUCCAGCAGUCAUUCCAAACAGAACAGGGAGAUUGCAGCAUGGCAACAGAAACUGGCGAGUAUGCCAGACAUCAAAUCAUUUGAAAUCCUUGUUCUGCUUCUACGCCUACGUCAGCUGUGUUGCCACCCCUCGCUCAUCACUGCGAUGCUUGAAAAAGAUGUGUGCGAGGUCGAUGGCAUUGAAGAUGACGAUGGUACGGACAUAGACCUUUUGGCACAGUUUGGAAACUUGGGGCUGGAAAACAAUCCAGGGUCUUCGAGUAACUCUGAAGUGAAAACUAACAUUCUUAGUUUAGAAAACCCUGUGUUUCAGAGGGACAGAGUGAGUUCAAAGAUGAGAGUAAUGAUGGAGAAACUUCAAGAAAAAAUUGUGGAUAGUGGAGAUAAAGCAAUUAUAGUCUCCCAGUGGACCACAAUGUUGGAUAUUGUUGGCAAUCAUUUGGAAAUGCAUGGACUUUCGUGUGCCAGGUUGACUGGAGCAGUGCCGGUAAAGGAAAGGAUGGCCAUAGUAUCAGAUUUCAACCAGGCAUCCCGUGGGGCCAAAGUGCUGCUCUUAUCCCUUACAGCUGGUGGUGUUGGUUUGAACCUUGUUGGUGCAAACCAUCUUUUUCUUUUCGACCUCCACUGGAAUCCACAACUGGAGUCACAGGCCUGUGACAGGAUCUACCGCUUUGGACAGAAGAAAGAUGUGCAUAUCUACAAAUUUGUGUGUGAAGACACGAUUGAGCAGAGAAUCAAAAUGCUUCAGGAUUCAAAAUUAAGUGUUGCUGAGAAUGUACUAAGUGGUGCUCACAAAAUUGGAAGUAACAAACUAUCUCUGAAUGACCUUAAAAUGCUUUUUAGCAUGUAAACUUCCAGAAAUGCAUGCAGGGGUAAGGAUGUGAAAUUGAAUUGUUUUAUGUUUCACAUGUUCAGUUUUAUGUUGUAUCAUUAAAAUUUAACUCACAGAUUUUUGAAAAUAAAAGCAGUUAUUGUUA
Messenger RNA from Bacillus rossius redtenbacheri, 3313 nucleotides. RefSeq names its product transcription termination factor 2 (gene lds). The record is from RefSeq and is a predicted model, not a curated record. Gene Ontology annotation, molecular function: ATP binding; ATP-dependent chromatin remodeler activity. Gene Ontology annotation, cellular component: nucleus. NCBI's taxonomy places the organism in Eukaryota, Metazoa, Arthropoda, Insecta, Phasmatodea, Bacillidae. Gene Ontology annotation, biological process: DNA repair. Bases 163 to 3186 code for a protein of 1007 amino acids. The transcript has 2 exons.